Molecule: messenger RNA, 1848 nt
Organism: Xiphias gladius (swordfish)
Lineage: Eukaryota; Metazoa; Chordata; Actinopteri; Istiophoriformes; Xiphiidae
Product: RNA polymerase II-associated protein 3-like
Exons: 16
Coding region: 127-1650 (507 amino acids)
Molecular function (GO): RNA binding; protein binding; metal ion binding
Source: RefSeq, a predicted model, not a curated record
ACCGGUAGCUCCACCGGCGAGGUGGGAGCGCCGCAUGAAGCCUGAAAACGCGUCGUUGCCCUGCGGCGACACGGUUUUGAAUUUUCACCGUGAGCGUGCGCUGGUAUUGCUGGCCGGCAAAGCCCGAUGAAGUUCACCAGAGACAUCUGCCGGCUGCUGGGCUUGGGGGGCGAUGGGCCAGGUGAGGAGGAGAUGGAGGCUCAGGAUGGUGCUCCUGACCCAACAGGCAAAGGAAAAGGCCAAGGCUCGUCACAGGCCCUGCUCAACAAUGAGGAGGGUCUGGAUGAUGAGGAGAGAGCAAGAAGGAGAGCUGAGAGGAGGAGAGCUAAAAGAAAAAGGCAGAAAGAACGGAAGAAGCUGGAGAGAGAGGAGAAGAUGGAGGAUGCGUCAGAGCAGGAAGAAGAAGUGGCUGGAGCGGUGUCAGAGAGUGACAGUGACGCGGAAUUCAAAGAGGAGGAGCAAUGGACUGCGGUUCGUCCCAGAAACAAAUACAACCCUGAAUCAGUCCCUGCCCUUGUGACUACAGAGAACAAGAGCAACCGACACAGGACCUCUGAGGAGGAGCCAGAGUGGGACGUCAGCAGUGCAUUUGUGGCUAAUGCCGCCAGCCACAUCAAACUAAAAGGCCUGAAGAACAGUGCAAUACAGAUCACCAGAGAGAACAAGGAGAACGAGGCCAGGAGCAGCCAGGGGGAGAACACAGAAGAAAUGAGAAGGAGGGGGGAGUCUCUGACAGAGCAGGGCAUUCAGAUGUUCGGGCAAGGCCAGUACACCCAAGCAGUGGACAUGUUCACAGAAGCCAUCUUCUGUGACCCCAAGGACCACAGGUUCUAUGGAAAUCGGUCUUACUGUUAUUGGUGUCUGGAGCAGUACUCCUCUGCCCUAACAGACGCCCAGAUUUCCAUUGAGCUGGCUCCUGAUUGGCCGAAGGGAUACUUCCGUAAGGGGUGUGCUCUGAUGGGGUUAAAGCGCUACAGUGAGGCAGAGAAGGCAAUGGAGCAGGUGUUGAAGUUAGAUCAGCACAUUAAGGAAGCAUCCAGUAAACUCGUUACCUGCCAGGUCCUGCAGCUCAUGGAGGUGGGUUUUGAGGAAGAGCAGAGUAAACUGCUGCUGGAGAAGUUUAACACCGUUCAGGCGGUCCUCACCUCCUCUGAAGCCAAAGCACUGAAGCACACAUCUCUGCAGGACCAGAGUGGGAGCUGUCGCUCUUUGUGGGUUGGGAACAUUACAUUGGAAGUUACAGAGAAAGACCUCUGGGAUCUCUUCAAAAUGUUUGGCGAGAUAGAGAGCGUCAGAGUUCUUCAUGAGCGCUUCUGUGCCUUUGUUAAUUUCAAGAAUGCCACCAUGGCUGCCAAAGCCCUGGAGAAGCUCCAGGGUGUGGAGCUGGGGAGCAGCAAGUUGGUGAUGAGGUACCCAGACCGUUGGAUCCAGCGGACCCUGCCCUCCACAGAAAGGACCAACCCCGGGCUCAGCUCCAACGCUGCAGGAACACAGCAGAUCUCAGCUUCCACAGGGUCCAGGCGGAGAGUGCCUAUAAAUGGAGACGAGUGCUUCUAUUGGCGGACCACAGGCUGUUUCUAUGGCAACAAGUGCCGUUUCAAACACAUACCAGACCAGCAAGGUCGCGACAAGAAACCAUGGCAACCCUAACUACGUCCUCCACCGUCGCAGCCCCUUCACCGAGACUCAUUAAAGAAGGAUUUACAGAGAAAAAGAAGAACAAUAAAGACGUCAAGUGGAGGAGGAUGGAGGAAGAGAGGAUGAUCGGCCUGAGAAUACUGACAGCUGAAUGUGUGUGUGUGUGUGUGUGUGUGUGUGUGUGUGUGUGUGUGUGUGUGUGUGUGUGUG